UCCAUUAAUUGUGAGUUGGUGUGCAUAAUAUAAACGUAAACAAAAGCUUAUCGCGUUUGGCGUGCGUGUAAACCUAUUAAUACGAGUACAAGCACGCAGAAAACUAAAGCUUAACUUUAUCAUUCUCAUAUUUAAACAAAUAAACGAUGAACUAUGAUGCACUGCUCUCACAGUUGACCGACGACAAGCUGGUAAUCUACGACAGCAGAGCCGAGGUGGGUGGUGGUGCCGCUGGCACGGCCGCCUCCCUUGUCGAAGGCGACGUUCAGGAUGGCGCCAUCGAGGAGGAGCAAGCAGCGCCCAUACAAACAAUACACCACAGGGCAUUAGUUGCUCCGGGAACGACUGCUGCGUCAGCAACGGCCAUGGGCACGACACCUGCAACAAGUGCAAACCUCAACCCAAAAUUGGAAAAUGCUGCGACAGCGACUCCACAGCGCAAAAUAUCGACGUCAUCACGUUUCAUGAAUGCGUUUACUCAGCUUUAUAGCGGCAAUAGCAGCAGCAAUACCAACAACAACAGCAACAAUAACAGCCAUAGCAACAACCACAGCGCUGGUCACGUGGAGCUGCAUAGCGAUGAUCCCGAUCUGGCGGCAAAUCGCACACCGACCAAGGGCAUGGAAUCCAAGCUAGUGGCCAUGUGGCAUAAUGUCAAAUAUGGCUGGACGGGAAAAAUGCGACAAACAAGCUUCUCAAAGGAGCAGCCCGUCUGGCUGCUUGGGCGUUGCUAUCAUCGACGCUACACCCCUCCCGUCAGCAUGGAGAACUCCACCACAGAGAUUACUAGCGGUGCUGAUACCCCGCCGGAUAAUGCCACAUCGGCGUUUGAUAGCAUUCAAGCAACAACCGCUACUCCGUCGUCCUCCAUAAAUCCGCAACAAAUCGAUGAGAUUGUUGUGCCCCAAGAGCUGGGCAUGGAUGCGGCCGAAAAUCAACUGGCCGAAAGUCCGUGGGAGGAGGGCAUUGAGGGUUUCCGUCGUGAUUUCUACAGCCGCAUCUGGAUGACCUAUCGGCGUGAAUUCCCCACUAUGAAUGGCUCCAACUACACCUCAGACUGCGGCUGGGGCUGUAUGCUGCGGAGUGGCCAAAUGUUGUUGGCUCAGGGUCUCAUUUGUCACUUUUUGGGUCGCAGCUGGCGCUACGAUGCGGAAUCGCAGCUGCAUUCCACAUACGAGGAUAAUAUGCAUAAAAAGAUAAUCAAGUGGUUUGGCGACAGCUCCUCAAAAAACAGUCCUUUUUCCAUCCAUGCGCUGGUGCGCCUCGGCGAGCAGCUGGGCAAGAAGCCAGGCGAUUGGUAUGGUCCCGCCUCAGUCUCCUAUUUAUUAAAACACGCCUUAGAGCAUGCCGCUCGAGAAAAUGCCGACUUUGACAAUAUAAGUGUCUACGUGGCCAAGGAUUGCACCAUUUACAUUCAAGACAUUGAGGAGCUGUGCAGCAUACCGGAGCCGGCUCCCAAGCCUCAUGUGCCUUGGCAGCAAGCGAAACGCUCGACCAGCGAUGCGCCCAAGCCUGACCAACAUUGGAAAUCUUUGAUUGUCCUGAUACCACUACGUUUGGGCACUGACAAACUGAAUCCCGUUUAUGCGCACUGCCUGAAGCUCUUGCUCAGCACGGAAUACUGCCUGGGCAUCAUUGGCGGCAAGCCCAAGCAUUCGCUGUACUUUGUGGGCUUCCAGGAGGACAAAUUGAUACAUCUGGAUCCGCACUACUGCCAGGAGAUGGUGGAUGUUAACCAAGAGACUUUCCCCAUGCACUCGUUUCACUGUAAAUCGCCACGAAAACUGAAGUCCACCAAGAUGGACCCAAGCUGCUGCAUUGGUUUCUAUUGUCCUACCAAAACAGAUUUCGAUAGCUUUGUGGAGAGCGUGCAAUUGUAUUUGCAUCCCAUGCGUUGCGCUUCUGGCGUUACCCAGGACAAAUCAACGGCACCAGCAGCUCAAUCCCAAUCUCAAGCCCAGCAACCGCCUCAAGUGGACCCGCCCGAGAUGAAUUAUCCGCUGUUCACGUUCUCGCGUGGUCGCUGCCUGGAUCAUGCACGCGAUGAGAUGAGCGACUCGCUCUAUAAGCCCCUCAUAUCGCAAGUGGCCGCCUUAGCCCACGAACUGGAGGGCAUUGCUCCACAGCAGUUGCAUGGCUACGAACAUGAUCCGGAUGACAGUGAAAGCGAGGAGUUUGUGCUGCUUUAAGGCAGCCAUUUGAUACACAUAUACUAUCUAUAUACAAAUAGAAAUAAGUCUUGAAUGCCCUCUCUAGAUCUUCCCCUGUUACCCUGAUGCGCAGCCUCAGUAACUGUGUGAACUGUGUUAUAUUCUUUUCAUUGCUUUAUUAUUAUUCUGAUUAUGAUUAGCUAUUGUAAUUUUGCGUUUAUUGUUAGGUAGGCCGUCUCGCCGUUGCUCGCUCGCUAGCUUGCCCAAAACUAAGUAAAACCGACGUGCAUCUCAACUUCAAAGACUUUGUUAAUAUACAGACACUCCCAUACACACACAUAUAUAUACAUGCAUAUAUAUAUAUAUUUAUAAAUUG
Drosophila arizonae is the source of this 2526-nucleotide messenger RNA. It is a transcript of the gene Atg4b, whose product is annotated as Autophagy-related 4b. Gene Ontology annotation, biological process: C-terminal protein lipidation; autophagosome assembly; mitophagy. Gene Ontology annotation, cellular component: cytoplasm. The record is from RefSeq and is a predicted model, not a curated record. Gene Ontology annotation, molecular function: cysteine-type endopeptidase activity; protein-phosphatidylethanolamide deconjugating activity. Lineage: Eukaryota; Metazoa; Arthropoda; Insecta; Diptera; Drosophilidae.